UCGUGUCUACCUAUCUGUCACGAAUCAAGUUCUCUUUCUGUCUUGUUUUUUUUUUUUAUUAUUAUUGUUUUCUUAAAAUCGAACUAGCAAAAAUGUGUUUUUGAACAGAUAUUUGAUAGUGAGGAACACUCCUGCUUUGGGAUGCGGUGAUGAUUUGUUCAAACUCUUUGCCUCUUAUGGAAACGUUGAAGAAAAAGAAGGAAAAAAACUGUUUGAAGGUGUAAACCAAUGGAUGCAGACGAUUGUGAGCAAUUUACUGAUGUUUACUGGAUCAAAUUCCGCCUGAUCAGCAAUGUCAGCUGGAAGAACCAAGGGUCCCAAAGUUCAUAACCUGGGCACUUCGAGCCAGGCUUCACUGCUUACAUCACUGAUUGACCACGUUUCUCUGCACCUCAAAUCUAAUCAAUCUUGGGACUCUGGAGAAUCACAAAAUGUUCAUCAGAUAGGUGAUCCUCCUGUUACAAGGGUGUCCUCUGGCCAGGAUUAUUUUCCAGCCCAGUCAAUGAAUCAGACUGUUAGAUUGGCCAGGGAGAAGUUCAAUAAGAUCCAACCAAGUAGCUACUUGAUCAUCUACAAGCCGGGCCUUCCCUUGCUUUGAAGUCUGCAUUAUAAUGUGUUUUAUGUGCUUAAAAAGUUAGAGACUGCAUUAUGAUCUUGGAGGAUACAAGGAUGAGUACUUGCUUAUUUUAUUUACACCCAGUGAGAGAAUCUGGUGAAGGGGAGACAGUUUCCAGGUAAGAAAAGAGUCUGGGAACCAUCUUACAUAAAACAACGACGUCGCAGGAUUCCAUUGCAACAUUUGCACUUCAUAAAAUAUAAACAUUUUGGACCAUCUUGUCUUCUUGG
Messenger RNA from Populus euphratica (Euphrates poplar), 846 nucleotides. RefSeq lists its product as uncharacterized. NCBI's taxonomy places the organism in Eukaryota, Viridiplantae, Streptophyta, Magnoliopsida, Malpighiales, Salicaceae. The coding region runs from base 293 to 598 and encodes 101 amino acids. The record is from RefSeq and is a predicted model, not a curated record. The transcript is spliced from 6 exons.